AUGGUUGUUCUAGUAGUAGCCAUGACUUAUUUAUCUUUUGAAGAUCUAGAAAAAGAGGUGGCUGUGGCGGGCUACGAGCAUAUUCCGACUUUACUUAACGAGAACAACCAAGACUCACUAUUCAUAGGCCAUAAUAAUCUACUUCAAAAAGACCGCAUUGAAGAGGUGCGUAUCUACAGUAAACCCAUCUAUACUCACACAGAAUUAGAUAAAUUAAUCAAUCAGGGAAGUGGACCAAUUCAGUAUUUGGUCGAGGAUAAGGGCAAUUGGAGUGACACAGACACCGAACCUAUUUCUAAUCACCUUAUUGGAUUUUUCAGGUUGGGCAAGCUUUUAACAUCGCAUCUGAACGUGGUUCACGGCGGGGCCAUAGCUACAUUAAUAGACGAAUUCUUUGUUAAAGUUACACUACCAUUGACUCCUAAUUCGUUUGCAGUUACGGCUAAUCUAAAUAUCAAAUACUCCAAGCCACUAAAAUUCAACGACGAAGACCGACUAUUGGAAGUUGUUUUAGAGUGCUUCAUAGUGAAGAUGAAAGAACAUCGUAAAUUCACAGUUUAUGGCUACUUGAAGAACAUCCACGAUGGCUACAGAUAUUGCAAAGGUGAGCUUUUAGUGGUGGUGCCAAAAAAUUCUAUUGAAUGA
Messenger RNA from Brettanomyces nanus, 645 nucleotides. RefSeq lists its product as uncharacterized. Lineage: Eukaryota; Fungi; Ascomycota; Pichiomycetes; Pichiales; Pichiaceae. The record is from RefSeq and is a predicted model, not a curated record. The transcript is spliced from 2 exons. Bases 1 to 645 code for a protein of 214 amino acids.